ACCAAAUUGCAUAUACAUAAAUUACAGAUGACCCUAUAAGAAACAGUACAGGUACCUGCAUUAGCGUGACCUUUCACCUUUAACCCUGCUGUCAUGGAAGACACGAUGGUGGUGCGUACGGACGGGAACUCUCUGCUCAAGGCUGUGUUCCUGAGCCGACUGCGUCUGACACGCCUGCUGCUGGAGGGAGGGGCUUACAUCAACGAGAGCAACGAGCGCGGCGAGACGCCCCUGAUGGUGGCGUGCAAGACGCGCCACACGGACGCACAAAGCGUGCCCAAACACAAGAUGGUUCGGUACCUGCUGGAGAGCGGAGCUGACCCAAAUAUCCAGGACAAGACCGGUAAGACGGCCCUGAUGCAUGCCUGUUUGGAACAGGCGGGGGCAGAGGUCCUCUCUCUACUGCUGGGAAGUGGAGCUGACCCCAGCCUGGACGACCACUCUGGCUUCUCAGCACUGGUCUAUGCUGUCAACGCAGGGGAGAACGAGGCCCUGAGAGUCCUACUGGAUGCCUGCAAGGCCAAGGGCAAGGAGGUCAUCAUCAUCACCACGGACAAGCUGCCGUCAGGACGCCAGAUGACCAAGCAGUACCUGAACGUACCCCCGCCUCCCGACCUGGAGGAGCGCCUGCACUGCACCCCUGGCUCUGCUGCCUGCUGCAUGCCCCCCUCAGAGAUCCAGCUCCGCACCCCUCCGCAGGGCACCUCAGCCACUGCCUCACCCCAGCCAGGGAGCCCCCUCCUGGGCCUCAGGGAGCACCACCACCAGGGUGGUGGAACAACCAUCUCUGGUUCUGCUGGUUCUGGUUCUUCUCAGCCGGGCUCCCCGACCAGGGACCCUAACUUGUUUCGAGGCCCCGGUCCUGGGGUGGUGAAGCUGUUCCAUCCCCAGCGGCUCCACUCUGAGCCCUGGGUGCAGCAGAACAAGGCCUCCAGCCUGACCGAGGAGCUGCUGGACAUCACCCCAGAGGAAGAGCUCUCCUUCCGGGUCAACAGCCUGGUUUUCUCUGGGUCCGGAAGGGUGGGGCCCGGGGCACAUCCGAUCGUCGCCCGCCACCAAAGUAUCGACCCCAAGGAUGCCACGGGGCAGCUGGAGCAGGUGGUUGGGAGUGAGGGAGGUGGCGGGGGAGGAGGAAGAGGAGGCCUGAGUAGGAAGAUGUCUUACGACAGUGCUGCAGCUUAUUCCCACCCAAACCUCCUGCACCGGGGGGACGGAGGAAGCUAUGGAGGCUACCCCUGUGGCGCCCAUGAGCCUGUCCUCCCCGUAAACAAAACCUCUCCAGACUGUUGCCUUCCCAACCUGGCUGUGUCCAGCCUGAGAAAUGUGGUCCGCCGCCGCAACAUUGGUAUAGACCAUUACAGCUCUGACUCCCAGCUUCCCCAGUUUGGCAGCCACAGCAGCCACCUAGAGAGUGGAGACUCCUCCAGGUGUGUUGUAGGGGGAACUGAGAAGCGUAAACUGGUCAGUAGUAGAUCCUCCACACUGUCGGGCUCCAGGGAGUCCCUGGAGAGUGGUGCCCAGAGAAGAGGCCCUGCAAACCUGGAGAGGAGAGGCUCGGGGGCCCUGCUCCUGGAUCACAUCUCCCACACCCGCCCGGGGUACCUGCCCCCUCUCAACCCCCACGCACCCAUACCCGACAUCGGGGUCAGCCCCACCUCAACCUGCCCCAGCCUGAGUGGAAGCACCAAGGCACUGAAUCUGAACGGGGGUGUUGCAGGGCUGGGAUCAAAGCCUCUUGUCCCCUGUGCUCCUGCCAUCCCCAGAGAUCUGAAGUCAAAGCAGACACUGCUGAGGAGACACUCCAUGCAGACAGAGCAGAUUAAACAGCUGGUCAACCUCCAGGAGAUAAUCCAUGCAGACAGAGCAGAUUAAACAGCUGUUCAACCUCCAUGAGCUCUUUCGGCCAAUAAGACGAACGAUGCUAGAUUGAUCCCAGAUCUGUUUGUACUGUCUUGUCAAUGUUACUCCUUGGCAAAACAGCACAAACCGUUCUGGGACCAGGCUAAAAGGUUGCAUUUUCUUUGUGUCUGGCUACUGUGUGCUUGGCUGACUGUGAUCGCUUCCUAUGUCAAGCAUUGUUGCUGCUGUGUGACAAUGACAUCGUGCUGCUGUGACCAUGGCAUCGUUAACAAAUAACUUCUUACCAGAAGACUUAUUGCUCAUCCCAGCUUUUUCAAUGUGCUUAAUUACACUUAUUUUGCCAACCAGACUUGUCAUUCCAUCAAGCUCAUGAAGGAAUAACGAUUGGUGCAUCAGGACCAUUGAGAACACGCCAGGAAACAGGGCUCUUAUUUAAUUAAUUAAUCGAUCGAUCUCCGUUUGAAGCCUGAGAUGCAGAAAUUGCAUGGCACAACAGACAGAAAUGCUUUUAACUAGUGAUGUGUUUUUUAAAAAUCUAUAGUUACAAUCGCAAUAUUAUUUUGGGACGAUAUUACAUCGAUACUCUUUGCCUUGUAGCGUUAGCUUGCGCUAGUCGGCUGUACCAACGCCAAAACUCCGGUAUUUUUCAUCCUGUAGCUUGUUCUCCAUCUUCUUUUGAAAUAGUGAGCCAACAUGUUUUCAGCGCUUUUAUUUCCAUUACGUGUCAUAAAGAAUUUUCCCAUGGCUCUCUUGUCUCUCUGCA
Molecule: messenger RNA, 2623 nt
Organism: Salmo salar (Atlantic salmon)
Lineage: Eukaryota; Metazoa; Chordata; Actinopteri; Salmoniformes; Salmonidae
Gene: ankrd34bb
Product: ankyrin repeat domain 34Bb
Molecular function (GO): protein binding
Source: RefSeq, a predicted model, not a curated record